Molecule: messenger RNA, 645 nt
Organism: Oncorhynchus nerka (sockeye salmon)
Lineage: Eukaryota; Metazoa; Chordata; Actinopteri; Salmoniformes; Salmonidae
Product: small integral membrane protein 11-like
Exons: 3
Coding region: 142-372 (76 amino acids)
Source: RefSeq, a predicted model, not a curated record
UUGAGCAGGCGCUGCGCAGAGAAGCAGAUCUAAAAGUCAGCACAUUUUACAAGUAACUGAACGGACAGGUUCUAAUUAUAAAAAGAUCAGCUAAUUUGGUGUGUGCGCGUGUGUGUGACAGAAGACCGGCCUAGUAUACGGAUGGUUGCAGCUGUCCUGCCAACUAUGGCGUUGGACAAUGUCCCUCUGCUCUUCUACAUCUUGGCAUUGAAGACCCUGGUCUUGUGCCUGGGCUUCGCUGGAGUGAAGAUCUAUCAGGCAAAGAAGGAAGAGGCCAAGCUGAAGAUACAGAGGGCAGAGCAGAGGAGGAUAGCGGAGCAGGUGCAGGAGCUCCUGGAUAACGAGCUCCUGGACAACAAGAAGGAUGACUGACCCGGAGGAACAAGGGAGAGUGUGAGGAGAUGAAAGGAACUACAGUAUGUCACCUGACCAGACUGGGGACCUACAUGCUCCAAGGAUGGGGCGGAACUCUGAUUGGCUGAUCUGGGGAGGAAGUGUUGAGAUGUCUAGUUCCUGUUGGACAGUACUCACCCAGAACAGGCCUGGGGUCCUGGACAUUGCUGCAGGUGUCAUUCUUUUUUUACACAAACUUUUAACUUCAGAGCCACCAGAUGUUUUGUAAAUAAAGACUGUUUUUGUACCUCU